UGGAUUACAUGGAACUGUUCGCUCGCAUUGAAUGCCUUCAAACAGCUAAACAGCAUUGCAAUGACUUUUUGAAUCUGAAUCUGAAUGACUACCGAAAUGGUUGUCUCAUAAUGGAAAGGGAUAGCGUUAUGAGACAAAUACGAGCCCUUAAUAUACAAAUUGAUAUCACUAUUAGAUUCAAUCAGAAAAGAAUUAAAGGCUUUUUGCCAAACGAUGUCAUUUCUGAUACCGCAAAAGCACACAACACUCCGCCCACUAUUCUCGACCACAAUAAGGCGCGCGUCACUGAGUUAACCGCUUUGACUAUCAUAUCCUACGGCUCACAAAUUGCCGAAGGAUUCAGUAUUUCUCAAAUGAUGAUUAAGGAUCACAACUUAGAUGCGGCACAAGUGUAUCGACUCGCGGGCCGAUCUCUGGCCCGAUUGCCGGGAAUCAAUGUAUUGGAAUCGGUGUCUCAGCUAAUUGAAUGCAUUCGGGUCUCCAAAACGGGCGACACCACUGUAUGCGAUGAUGUGAUCGGCGCCUGUGUUCGCAACUCUUAUGAUUCCUUAUUAAUGGAUAAUUUGAUAAAAAUGCUGUCGAAUGACGUCAAUAAGAUUGACGCCUAUAUUAGAAACGAUAAACUAAAGUCAGCCUAUUUGUUGGCCUCGAAGGAGAAUCGGGUCACUGAUGUGCUCCGCGUUCUCGAAGCGGCCAAACGCUUGAAUAACAAGCAAAUGACCAAAAUAUGUGAACUAUGGCUGAAAAAGAAGAAACAAUUGCCGACUGAUAAU
This is a messenger RNA of Medioppia subpectinata, 773 nucleotides long. Lineage: Eukaryota; Metazoa; Arthropoda; Arachnida; Sarcoptiformes; Oppiidae. The record is from the annotation of a GenBank genome assembly.